This is a messenger RNA of Phyllopteryx taeniolatus (common seadragon), 5021 nucleotides long. RefSeq names its product aryl-hydrocarbon-interacting protein-like 1. The transcript has 10 exons. The record is from RefSeq and is a predicted model, not a curated record. Bases 780 to 2600 code for a protein of 606 amino acids. Lineage: Eukaryota; Metazoa; Chordata; Actinopteri; Syngnathiformes; Syngnathidae. Gene Ontology annotation, molecular function: peptidyl-prolyl cis-trans isomerase activity; protein binding.
AGCAGGGGACACCCUCAUGACACCCUCAGCACCACACGCGUGACCGAAGACGAGGACGAGGACGAGGAUGAGGAGGAGGAGGAGGAGGAUGCGAUGCCUUGACACAGUCUUGCUGUGUCAUUCCUUUUUAGUAGGGUCGCGGGCGUGCUGGAGCCUAUCCCAGCUACCUUCAGGCGAGAGGCGGGGUACACCCUGAACUGGUCGAAAGCCAAUCGCAGGGCACAUCGAAACAAACAACCAUUCACACUCACUUUCACACCUAAGGGCAACUUAGAGUCUUCAAUUGAUGCAUGUUUUUGGGAUGUGGGAGGAAACCGGAGUGCCUGGAGAAAUCCAUGCAGUCACGGGGAGAACAUGCAAACUCCACACAGGCGGGGCCGGGAUUUGAACCCCGUUUCUCAGUAGUGUGAGGCAGAUGUGCUAACCAUUCAUUCACCGUGCUGCCGUUUUCCCCUUUAGGUAGAUAAAACUUCAAGGUGAGUUGAAUCAAUUUGCAAAUAUAUUCAUUAUGAGUCCUUAUUAAUUCCCCCCACUCCCUUGGUUACACUUUUAAAUGAACCUCCUUUUAUUACAGGGUUGUGUUUUUCCUGCCUCAUAUACACUAACCAGCCACAAUAUUAGGGAUGCUCCCGCCAAUCGAAGGCCCCAGCCAGGGAUUAGCGCCUCAGAUUAAAGUGGCCAGCUCGGCCUAAUCCCGCCAUCUGUCAGAGAGCAAUCGACCAGGCGUCACUCUCGUCUCGGGGCCAAAUCGAGCACGGGAAGAAGAGGGCACGAGCAUCAUGGAGGAGACGUUCCUUCUUAAGCAUCCGGGAGUGAAGAAGAAGAUUCUGGCCGGAGGCACCGGCCCGCUGCCUCACUUCCCACCUGGAACCAAGCUGGUUUUCCAUUUCCAGACACUGCUGGACACGUUUGAGCGCACGGUCGUCGACGACAGCCGAGUGGCCGGCAGGCCUGCCGAGAUCUUCGUGGGGAAGAUGUUCAAGUUGGAAGUGUGGGAGACGCUGCUCACGUCCAUGCGGGUCGGAGAGGUGGCCGAGUUCUGGUGUGAUGCCGUUCACACCGGUUUGUACCCCAUCGUGUCAAAGGGGAUGCGGCUGAUUGCUCAAGGCAAAGACCCCCUGGAGGGCCAGAGGCACAUGUGCGGCAUGGGGAACAUCUUCCACUAUCACUCCACUGGCUUCCCCGAGCUGGAUGAGCUCAUGAGAACACCGCAGCCUCUCAUCUUCAUCAUGGAGCUGCUCCAGGUGGGAGACCCCAUGUCCUACCACAGGGAGUCGUGGAUGAUGGCGAAGGACGAGAAGCUGAGCACGGUGCCCCUCCUCCACAUGCGGGGCAACGCGCUGGUCAAGCAGCGGCAGUUCCGGGAGGCGGCCAGCAAGUACAAGGAGGCCGUGCUGCUGCUUAAAACGGUCCAGUCCAGGGAGAUGCCAGGCGACGCGGACUACAUUAACUUGGCCCGUAUGAUCGUCCCUCUGGAGCUGAACUACUGCCAGUGCAUGCUGGAGCUGCACGAGUACUACGAGGUGAUCGAGCACACCGACGAGCUGCUGGACAAACACAAAGACUGUGUGAAGGGUUACUACAAGCGAGCCAAAGCCCACGUCGCCGUGUGGAACGAAAAGGAAGCGCGCCAGGACUUCAACAUGGUGGCCCACCUGGACGCCACGCUGGCCUCGUUGGUCCACCGAGAGCUCAGGGCCUUGUCGGAACGCAUGAAGGAGAAGUACUGGCAGGAGAAGGACGCCUACUGGAACAAGCUAACUGUCAAGGAUGCCGCUGAUGAAAACAAAGAGAAAGUGGAGGAGGAAGAAAAGGAGGAGGAGGACGCGGGGGACGGAGAUGCAGCCGGGAAGGCUGAUGGAGGUGAUAAGACGGAGGGGAAGGACUGGCAACAGAUGUUGCGUCUGGUGAUGCUGCUGCAGGAGCAAGGAAACUUCCUGGUGAAAGAAAAAGGUUUUCAAGAAGCUUCUACAAAGUUCAAGGAGGCCUUAGACUAUGUGGACUUCCUUCAAAAUAAGCAGAUGCAUCGAGGCGACGAAGACUGGGAAUCUUUGGAAAAGGUGCGCCUGCCUCUCACCCUAAACCUGAGCCAGUGCAUGCUGGAGCUUCAGCAGUACCUGCAAGUGGUGCAACUCAAUGACAAGUUGCUGGAAAGCCACGAAGGGCACUUCAAGGCGCUCUACCAGCGUGCUCGAGCACACGCCGCUUUGUGCAACAAGGAGGAAGCUCGACGGGACUUGGCCGCCGUGGAAAGGCUGGACCCCCAGUUCAAGCCGUUCGUCCGCCGGGAGCUGAAGAAGCUGGGCGAGAACAUCCGCUGCAUGCACGCCCACCAGAACAAGACCUACUGGGACGCCUCGCGGGAAAAAUGGGGGCCCGGAAAGGCCCGGCAGAAGAGUGUCAUGCAGGCGAUUGGUGAUAGCGAGGAGGAAGUGGAGGACACAAACCAAAGCUGUAAAGAUCAAACCAGCAAGGAGGAGGAAUCCGAUAAUGAAAACACAGCGAGCUCUGAGGUUACGGAAGUUAGCGGCAGUCCCGAUGAAGACGGCCGCGCUCUGACCGUUACCGCUGUUAGCGAUAGCGUAGCUAGUGCGAGAUAAGCGCAUGAAGGUCAUACGCCAACCGACAACUAAGACAAGAGCGUGCAAAAUCCUCUCGGACCCUCCACAUCCCGGUCACCACCCCUUCUGGCUCCUUCCCUCAGGUAGGCGCUACCGAUCAAUGCAAACUAGAACUAGCAGACAUUCCAACAGCUUCUUCCCUCUUGCAAUCAACUUCUUAAACAGCUAACCUACAAUUCCAUUGCAACAUGCUGCCAAUUUUUUUGUCUUGAGUUUGUUGUCACAUUUCUGUCGGGCCAAUUAUACAUACUCGUGCACUAAUUGUAGUAGUCUCACCAUGCGGCACUAUUUGCAUAUCUGUUGUUGACCAAUACUGGCCACUCAUGCCAGAGUAGCAUCUACCCCACUUGCACACUGAUUGAGGAGUAUCUCCAACAUUUGAACAAUCAACAUUGUCCCAGAUUAUUGCGUCACUUUAAACUGCAUACACUCCUUGAAGUCUCGGCGCCCUUUGCACAAUGGUCAUUACACCUGACUAUUGCUAUAUUAGUCAUUCAAACUGCUCUAAGUGCUAGAGGACUCUGCAUCUUUUGCACAAUUGUAAAAAAUACAAAUAAAAAUUUUACCGGCAUUACCAGAUAACUAGCAACCCUUUAUUGCUCAGUGAAUGUUUUUCUCAAUGUCUUUAUGUCUCAAAAGUGUUCUGUUGUCGUACUAGAGCGGCUCCAACUACCGGAGACAAAUUCCUUGUGUGUUUUUUGGACAUACUUGGCAAAUAAUGAUUCUGAUUCUAAGAAUGGGGGCUCAAAGGCGGCCAAGGUGAUAAAAACAUCGAUCAUCGUCUGUCGAUCAGAAGAGGAUGAAGAAGGGAGCAAUAAAGAAAACAAAUAUUGAUUGAGCCACAGGAGACGCCAUCUAAACUAAAGAAAGAAACUAAUAAUCUGACGCUCUGUGAGUCAUUCUCCUGCUCACACACACAUGCAGUUUAGUAGAAGUUGUGGUCUCAGUGCAGCGUUUGAUACCCACAGGUGGCAAAAGUACUCUCUCCAUACCACAGGCAACUAAAGUAUGAAUUAAUAUAAAGUGUCUACUUAAUGUUUCUUCCCAAAUGGAUUUGUUUUAAUUUUGGCAGAAAAUCUGUACCAAAUAUGCAAUUGUGCUUCACUUUUAAUGGAUAUCGCCAAAAAAAAAUAAAAAAUUCAUCAAAUCCCCCCCCCCCCAAAUUGAACAAUCAUUGUAUACUUAAAUAUUUGGUUGCCACAAUUUUCCAUGUCUGAUUCAAAAUUCUAUUUCUUGUUAGAAAUUAUAACAAUCAAUACUGUGUAUCACACAACAUAACAUACAUACUGCUAUAUGACAUUUUUGGGUGUUUUCAGUCUUAAAGGCCGUCUGAGAGAAACAAUAAUCACUAUGCGGCCUAUGAUUAAAAUUAGUUUGACAACUCUGCUCUCUACUUAAGUAGAAGUGUAAAGAAAAAAAAAGUGAUUUUUUAAAAAUCAAUUUAUAUACCUAGUACUGAGGCAAAAAUAUCGUCGUCAAAAUGUGUCCCCCUAGUUUUGCUAACAUUGUGAACUGACUAACAGAAAAUGCCAAAUUAGUUCAUGAUAACAACUGAAAAAAAAACAUUUCCUGUAUGUUUUUUCAUAUUACUGAGAUUUUUUGUAGCGCUAGAAUCUGGUGCUUUUUUUUCAUGGACAGGUUGAGGGGUUGGUUAGCCAUCACAGCUAUCAAAUAGGUCUUUUGCUGAUAUUGCUGGCCCCCCAUUAGUCAGAGUUUGCCCCAGUUCCCAGUGAUGUUCCUCAAGGGUCAGUUUUAGGGCCCAUCCUUUUCAGCAAAUUGGAAGCUUUCUCCUAUCUCACUUGUAUACAGAUAAUGUCCAGAUUUAUUUUAACCAUGAUAGUACAGAUGAGACUGCAACUAAGGCCUGGAUGGCUCACAACUUGUUACAGCUGAAUAGUUUAAAAAGUGAAGUUGAUGAAGUUAUACUACAAUAAAUGGCUUACAGAAUAUUUCAAUGUAUUGACUUAAAUAGGACACACACACACACACAGGAAGACAAAUAGAAACUUUUUACUUCUGUACACAAAAAGAGUAGAAACCAUCCAGUAAGCUAGUGCUUAUCUUUUACAGUACAAAGUGUUUGUACACACUCACACUGUGUUAAACCCAUCAAAGAAAUACAUUGACAUGGUUAAUGAGGUAUAUCCAUGGUGAUAUAACAAUAGAAACACAUAGUCAACAAUUAAGUGUGUGUGUGUGAAAACACGUGUGUUAAGGUAGGACAGGUGAUUGAUUAAUUGAUCCAUAGAUUGCUUGGACUCAGACAUACAACAGCAGACAUGAGGCAGGAAGGUUACCAUGUGCGUGUGUAGUAGAUAUGCACGGGUAUGAAGGCUACAUGAGAGCAGAGCCUGUUCUCUAGAAUUUAGCAGGUUUUCAUACAAAAAAAAACGGACAUUG